AUGUCUGAUGCAAGAAGUAGAAGGAAUGAGCACUUUCAAUCGUCAAUUUUUGAGCCUGCCCCUAUUUCUAAUAAGAAAGAAAUAAGUGGGAGAGAAAAUUAUAACACAGGACAACAAAGACAGCGAUCAUGCGAUACAUUUAAUUCAGAAUACAGUAAAAGUAGACAAGGGGAAUAUAGAAAAGCGCAGGAAAAUAGAUUUGAUGAGUAUGAGACAGAUAAAUAUAGCAGAAAUAACAAGGACGAGCGCCAAAAUUUAAACCGCUCUCUGUAUGAAGGGUCAAAUACUUCUUCAUAUAAGCCAAAUGAUACACGAAACUUGUUAGGAAACGACCAAACUAACUAUUAUCAAAGAGAAAACAAAACAAAACCAUUUUAUGAUUUUGAGCCAAAAUAUGCAGAGACUUCUGCAUUUAAUCGAAAAUAUGCAGAUUUAUAUGGAAACUCACAAUCCUCGAUUCCAAGCUACCCUAGAGAAGAAGCUCUAUCAGAAAGCCGAGAUAUCUCUUCAAGGCAACGAAAGCAAGAUAACAUGGAAUCAAAUAUUUUUUAUCCUCCACAGUAUCGGAAUUUCAAACAAGAAGCCCCUCAAGAAUCCCAAAGUUCCCAAUUUUCCCCAGAGUCCAGAAGUGCUGAAAUGAGGGAAUCUUCUGUAUUCGGCAAACAAGAGCCUCGACAAAUCCCUAAUCAAGCCAUAGAAACAUCUAAUGACGACAAACGAAGAAAAAACCACAUGUACUCAGACAUUUUUGGUGAGCCAGAAUACGAAACUAGUAGCAAAAAGCAAGAUAAGCUAAUCGCAGCUACUCAAAAAUGAAGUGAAAACGACGCAAGAACUUAUACAAGAGAAGAAGACUAUGACGUCCACAAAUUUAAAUCAAAAAAUCUCUGGGGUGAUGAAAAUUACUAUCAAGAAAGAAAUUUAACCCCUAAGCCAGCCAGAAUGCCAGCACAAAAUCCGCAGCAGUAUAAAACAAGAGAAAUGACCAGCUCUAUGCAAGAUUAUAAUGAAUUUCCUACAAAGCAAGCCCAAGAGCCUGCUAUAGCUGAAUAUGAUUUAGAAAACCUCCCACGAAACACUACCAAAGAUAGCCUAAAAAGGAUUUGCAGCAGCGUCCAUAUUGUUUCGAUACAAAUUGAUACUGAUAAUCUUACAGGAUUUUGUAAAGGAACAGGGAAAAUGAUGAUAAGGACUUCAGCUAACGCCGAAAAAGACUUGCAAAGGCUGCAGCUAGAUUUAGCAGACGAAGACAUUGUGCUGAAAAUCCACAGAGAAAAUGUCGGGCUAAAGUCAAAUUAUUCAGAGCUGAGUGGGCUUAAAUGGAAUGACCCACAUAUAGUAGGAACCCCAUCAGAGCAUUCAGUAAAAAGCAAAGAAUCAUAUAAUAGGCCUGCAUUGGACGAAACUUAUAUGGCAAAUAUACAAUGGCAACGGACUAAAAAUCCAAGAUAUGAAUAUAGGUAA
Molecule: messenger RNA, 1464 nt
Organism: Blepharisma stoltei
Lineage: Eukaryota; Ciliophora; Heterotrichea; Heterotrichida; Blepharismidae
Source: the annotation of a GenBank genome assembly